Linepithema humile (Argentine ant) is the source of this 1625-nucleotide messenger RNA. RefSeq names its product CD2 antigen cytoplasmic tail-binding protein 2 homolog holn1 (gene holn1). The record is from RefSeq and is a predicted model, not a curated record. Gene Ontology annotation, molecular function: protein binding. Gene Ontology annotation, cellular component: U5 snRNP. Lineage: Eukaryota; Metazoa; Arthropoda; Insecta; Hymenoptera; Formicidae.
CAUUUUCAAGUGCAUAAAGUGCACAAGGGUGUCCACGAAGAAAAUGAGUGCUCUUACAAAAAGUUAUGCAAUUUUGUGAUUUAUAAUCAAAAUAAAUAUCGAACACAGAUUUUAAUUGUAAAUAACAACAUUUAUACACCUAACAAGUUUUUUGGCACUUGAAAUUUUGGAGCAGAUAGAAUAGUUUCACUCUGAGAAUCAUAUUGCACAGAAUAUAACCUAUACGUACUGUGUCAGGAAUUCUAUAUAUUAAACCAUUUGUUAUAAUAAGAGAUUUGUUUAAUAAAAAGUCUACUUAUAUGCAAAAACCAUGUCAAAACGUAAAUUUGAUGAUAUGGAAGGCACAUCUCUUCAACAACAACCACUUAAAAAUUCACUGGAUUCGGAUGAGGAGGACGAUGAGAUAAACGAAGAUGCCUAUAAUGUGAUGAAUGAAGAUGAAUUUGAAGGUACAGAAGAUGGACCCUCAGCACCAGAAACAAAUGUAGGAUUUACAGCGUUUAAUAUGAAAGAAGAAUUGGAAGAAGGUCACUUUGACAAAGAUGGUCAUUAUCUUUGGAAAAAAGAGAAGCAAAUAAGAGAUAAUUGGUUGGAUAACAUUGAUUGGGUACAAGUCAAACCUGGUUCUACAAGUAAAGAGAAUGCCAAAUCAAGUGAAGGCCAUGGAUUAGGAGAUAGUGAUAGUGACGAUGAAGGAGAUAUUAUGUUUGAUCCCAUUCCAUUGUAUAAACAGAUUUUCGAAUAUCUUAAACCUGGUGAAAGUGUUUCUAAAGCACUAUGCAGACUUGGUAAAGGAAAAAAGAAAUUAACCACAGCAGAAAGAUGGAAAAGAAAAAAAGAAGAACCAAAAAAAGAAGAACCUAAAGAAGAAGAUCCAAAUUCUGCUAACAUAAUAAAAUUAACAGAGCUAGCAAAUGAAUUACUAACACGUACUGGUAAUAUGGACAUAUAUCAAGAAACCUAUGAACACAUAAAAAAGAAGAUUGGACAAGGCGAUAAACAUGCACAUCCUUCGAAACAAGAAGCAGAAUUGGAUAUGUAUGCUGAUGAUUUUGAUGAAAAGGAAAAGGCGAAACUGGAUGAUACCGAUAGUGGUAAGGCAGCUGAAACAACCAGCGAAGACAAAACUGCGAGUUUAGAAGAAAGCGUAACAUGGGAUCUGAAAUGGUCACAGAAUGAAAAUGCAGAAGUACACGGACCUUAUAGUACUCAGCAAAUGCAAGCGUGGGCAAAAGAAGGAUAUUUUAAAGUGGGCGCCUGGGUCAGAAGAACUGGACAACAGAAUCAGUUUUAUAAUAGUGCUAGAGUAGAUUUUGAACUCUAUCUGUGACAUCUCUAUAGGACGCAAGGCGUGUGAAUAAAUAAAUAUGUAUAAAUAUUGUCAGAAUAUUUUGUCAAACAUCAAAACUUUAUAGAAAUAGCAUUCAUUUCUUGUGUAAAAUUUUGCAAAGUGAUAUAAAUAACGGAACACUUAUAUUUUAUUGCACAAUUAUAUAUAUAGAUGUAGAUGCACAAAUGCAUCUAAUAGGUGGCUCAAGUUGUAAGUAUUUUACGAAUCUUUUAAGGAAACUCUAUACCUCAGUUGUAAACAAAACAUUUUUCUAAUAAAAUUUUGUCAAAACUUA